Molecule: messenger RNA, 4423 nt
Organism: Linum tenue
Lineage: Eukaryota; Viridiplantae; Streptophyta; Magnoliopsida; Malpighiales; Linaceae
Source: the annotation of a GenBank genome assembly
CAUAGAAUCCCACUCUCACCAUAAAACCUUAUCCUCUCAACAAGACAAACUUCCAACCUCUCAACUCUCAAGUCUCAACUCAAAAAGGAUUCGAUAUUUGUCCUCCAAACCAAACAAUAAAAACCCAAGAAAAAGGAAAAUUCUCAGAACAAGAAUGGCAACUCCAUUCCUCUCAACUGCAAACGCCUUCCUCUCCCCAUCUCUCCCUUCCUCAACAUCACAAUCACCAUUACCUCAUUCCUCAUCUUCUUCACUAGAAGUUCUACAGCCCUCGAGGACAGCCAAGAAGCUCCCCAAUUUAUGCAGAGCUUCCAAUGAAUCCUCAUCAGCAGAAUCCCCUGAUGUAGUGACCAAAAGGAGAAGCUUAGCGAUUUUCCUAAUCACUGGCCUUGCUUUCUCAUCACUUCCCAAUGCAGCAGACAUGAAUACUUCUUCUGCUAAUGCUGCUAUACUGGAAGCUGAUGAAGAUGAUGAACUCAUGGAGAAAGUGAAGCUGGACAGGAAGAGGAGGAUUGAGAGGCAAGGAGUUCUCAACUCUGCCAAGAAAGAAACAGGGUAUUUGCAAGAUGUGGUUUACAAUCUGAGUAAAGUGGGGCAAGCUAUAGAGAACAGUGACCUACCUGCAGCUGGUUCAGUUCUUGGCAAAGGGACCAAUGCUGAUUGGGUUCAAAAGGCCAAUGUAGCCUUUGCCAAGUUGAGCUCGGGCCCUGAAGAGAAAACCGAAGUGGACACCUUCAACUCCUCCCUAGCUUCAUUGAUUUCUUCAGUUGUUGGCAACGACAUCGAAUCCUCGAAAGUCGCCUUCUAUGCAUCAGCCUCAGCUUUCGAGAAAUGGACCACCUUGACUGGCAUAAUUACACAGCUCAAAGGGCUCUGAAUAUGGCAAAACACACAAAUUGGCAUCUUCAUUUUCUAAUUGUCCAUCCAUUCAAAAGGGCAAUCCUUUCCAAUUGCGACUUGCGAGCAUUGACUGUAUGUGAAGAGCAACCGAGUCUUCCUGUAUCUGCAUUUUAUACUUCUCCGAUUUUGAGAAAGUUGUAACCUCCGGCUAGAACUUGUUUGAGUUUACAAAGUUCGGCUCUACUUCUUCAGUAGGUAGUAAUGUUAAGAGUUUCUCACCUGAAAUGGUGAAAAGUUAAAUUCCCACAGAACGCCUUGCGUAGAUUGUGAAGGUAAAUUACUCUGAAUCAAAUCACAAGCAAUGGAUGGAUGACCAGCAUUAAAUCUCUAGUACAGAGCUUAUUCCCACAACAGCAGUACAUAGCAGUAAACCGACAGCGUACAACUGUUACAAUUCUUACUUACUACAGGCUAACAAGUUGUGUGUCUUUCUUCCUACUUAAGUCUCUCCCUGAGGAGAUUGCUACAAUGCACACCUAAUCUGCAGUUAUAUCACACCACUGUCUGAAUGAACAAUCAGAGAGCUGAUGAUGCUAACUCCUUACAACAUUACGACUACUACAGUCAUCCAAAAUACUCACAAAUGCCUAAAAUGGUCAGGGGGGAAUAAAGGGGUGGUGUAAUACAUUAACAAAAGAACAACCACCAAAUGAAAGCCGUCAACAAGGAAUUUCAUCAUCAGGUAGCGGUAGCAGUAGCAGUAGCUGUAGCAGCAUGACUGCCGUUCUCAACUGAUGCUCCUUCGACUUUCUCAGUUGGCUGGCUGGUGGUUGUCUCAUCCAGUUUCUCAGCAGUCCCAUUUGCUGCCGUCGCCUCUUUGUCCUUGGUGGACUCUCCUUCAGGUGCCGGUUCCCCUUUGUUGGUUUCUUCUUGUUUCUCCACCCCUUCAACUUCAGUCUUCUUCUCCUCUGCAAUAGUUGCUGCUGCCUCAACCUGUGGUUGCUCUUCCUUUUCCUGAGUCGUCUCAGCCUCAGCAUCAGUCUUCUUUUCACUUUCAUUCUCAGCCACUGCAUCAGAGAUCCCCUUCUGCUGAUCUUCAGCUACAUCAGCUUCCUUCUGGGGUGGAGCUCCAUCAGCUGCAUCCAUUUUUGCAUCGGGAUCUUGUGCUUUUUCUUCACCCUCUUCCAGAUUUUCCUUAACAGCAUUUUCUUUGUUUUCUGCCUCGGUAUCGUCCUUCCCAGUUCCUUCGGCUUCCUCCAUAUUGGUGUCUUUGGCCUCCUCAGUUGCUUCAUUGCCAGUUCCUGCGUCUUUAGUUUCCUUUUUGGCACCUGAUGAUGACCUCUUGCCACGCUUCUUUGGGGGCUCCUUUUGAGGAGAUGGGGUUGCCUUUACCUUCUCACUGAUCCUUGCUGACCGCCUUGGGGUCUCACCAGUGCCCCAAUCAAAGUCAGAUGCAGCUGGCCCACCAGGAUGUGCCUUGAGAUACUGUUCCAACUGUCUUCUACCAGUGAUUUCCUCCCCAGUUGGGGCAAUGAAUGAGAUUUCACUCUUCUUCUUGGGGAAGAACUGAAAAGUCAAAAAAAAUUAAAAAAAAAAUAUAUACGUGGAAGUGUUAUGGGCAGCACAAACUCCAUUCAUGAUCAUGUAUUCAUGUUACUGCAUUAUAAAUCACAACCGUCAUAGAUGUGCCAGGAUGAGGUAACGAUUUAAACUGGUGAAUGAAAUUCAACUUUGAAUAAACUCAGAAAUUGAAUUUAUAUGACGGAAAACCAUAGAAAAAGGUAGAAUAGAGUCAAUAGUCUUUGCACAGCUACAAGUUAAACAUCCUUACAAUAAAGGUGCGAAAAGAAUGAUAUGAGGGUAGGCUACCAAAUUUAUAACAUAUAUGGAACUCCUAACAAAGAAAUAGAUGUGAAACAUGUUUAAAAAUCUGUAAAUGUAUGCAGAAGGUUUAUAAAGUUUUCUUGAUAUAAAAGUUCAGGUUAAUCAUUCAAGGUUAUACCAAGACAGACCCGUCAGCAAUCAAACAGUCAAAAAAAGAGAGAGAAGAAAUCCAGAUUGAAAUAUUGAAAAGAUCAAUGUUUACCCCAAGCAAAACCAAAACAAAUAUUAAUUUCUGUCAUUUGACAGAGAAAGUCCUGAACAACUAGCACUGUUGAUUUGAGUACCUCCAACCAUCAGACCAUCCCUAGAAUGAAGUCAUCUUUGUAUUCCAACCUUUUUCUUCCUCUUGUUCCUACUACUAUUUCAUAAGCUCUACGCAAACAAACAAUGAAGCUCUUAUCAUAUAUGUCACCCACAUCCCCAGUAUAAUUGCUAUAACGUACCCUAAGCAGCGAGUUCAGCCUCUUUUCUCCUUAGCUAAUUGUUCUGCAGAGCACUGGGCAGUUCAAACCUUAUUGAAGCUAAAACUUUUCGUCUUAAACCACCAAUUCACUCAAAGUGCCAAACCAUACCCUAAAGCCACAGCAGCCAACUAACUAACCCUAAAUUUUCAAGGCUUCUCCAAUUCUGUUUUUGUUGAUCCAUCCAAUUAUCCUGGUCAUCCCCUAGUGAGAUAGAAUAUUGAGCAUCUUCAACUAGUUAUGCAUUGGCAAAUUACUCUUGUGAAAGGAAGAGAGCAAAAAGAGAGAACUUUUACUAUAACUAGUACCCUGCAAAUAGCUAAAUGGAUACGGGAGUGUACCAGAACAAAUUCAGGCACAAAACGUCAAAAGCCAAAGGCUUCUCCUAGCCACUGAACUAAAAAGCACUAACAUGUAUAGUUCGUUUAACCUCCAAAGCUCUCACAUUGCCAUAACUAUCUCCCAGUUGCAACAAGCAUCCCUGUGGCAAAUAAACCCCUCAACGGAAACCAUCAAAUUUCAAGCCAAAAAAAGGGGUCUUUCAUUCAUGCCAAGACCUAGAACAAGUGAACAACCCUAAUUCGCCCCAAAAAAAAACCCUAAUUGUCAAAACAGGGGAGAAAGGGAGGAAACCAAGUACAGUAGGAAGAAGCGGCAUAGUUAUUCUCACAGAACCACUCCCAACAACCCCCCACAUCCAACCGAAUGAAACCCUAAUUUUCUAAUUGCCCACACAGUGAGCCAGCUGAAUUGAAAUUUAGAUACAAAACCCAGAGAAGCAAAUUCAUAGUAACAGAGAGGGAUAAUUGAAGAAGCAAAAAGAGGUUAAAGAGAGAGAACCAUCUUCUUCCAGCCGGACGGAGCAGGGAGCUCGACCGAGAAACCCUCGUCCUGGACAAGAGUAUUGGUCUCUUCCUUCUUCUCCGCCGAGUUCGCCAUGUCGGUUCUCUUGCAAAACCCUUUUUCACCUAACUUCCACCCACAAAGCACCAAAGCGAGAAAUUAAUAAGAACCCUUUCGAACCUGCACCAAGAGAGAAAGAAGAUAUAGAGAGAGAGAGAGUUCAAUUUUACCCACCAGAAAACUGCACGCAAAAGAAACCCACACAAACAGAGAGAGAGAGACCCUCAAAAGGAUAUUUCGAGAACAACACUAGCGCACAAGCAGAUGCCACACAAGCUCAGCUGAGUGAGCCAAACCCGGGAAAACAAUAACAAAUAAAGAUUUAAUCUUUUUGA